Molecule: messenger RNA, 989 nt
Organism: Vigna umbellata (rice bean)
Lineage: Eukaryota; Viridiplantae; Streptophyta; Magnoliopsida; Fabales; Fabaceae
Source: RefSeq, a predicted model, not a curated record
ACAUCACUUGUGAUAGAGUCAAUAUCAGAACACAUGGAUCAUUUGAAGCAUCCAAACUCCAAACUUAAUCAUAAUCACUCACUAUCCCACAAAUUCAUCAACAAAAUGAAGACUUCAAUCCAGUUUCUGCUCUGUUUUUCUCUGUUCUGUGUUUUAUUCUCUUCACUUCCUCUGUUCCUUCAAUCAGUGAAGCCAUUCCUCAUGCAGUUCUUCAGCUACAUGGUCGAAAAGAGCUACAUGUUCCUUCUCUGCAAUGGCCUUCUUGCUAUAAUAGCCAUGAACUCUGGUCUCGUUUCUUCCUCUUCACCACCAACCACUCAUCACAGUACAGAACACCCUGCAGUAGUUGAAGCAGUUGAAGCAGUUGCUCACACAGAGAAAAACAUCCUCCCAGACUCGAAUGAAUCAGACAUUGCUGUUACAGAACCAAUUUCAGGAGAGGAAACCGAAUCCCCACAAGAAAAAGAAACUAUUUUGUUCAUUGUAGAACAAGAAAAUGUGGUAUCAUCAUCAUCGGAAAUGCAAGAGGAGGAAAAGGCCCUUGCCAUCAUUGAAGAAGACGAGCUUGCAGUGGAUGACAAUGAAGAGUUAAACAGAAAAUGUGACGAUUUUAUUAAAAGGAUGAAAGCAACGUUCUCUUCCAAUAACUUGGAGCUACGAGCCAUGGAUGGUUUCUAUUUUUCUUAUCAGAAUUCGCUGGUGACUGUUGUUAAUUAAAUAGCUAAUCUCAGAGUUGAUCUUCUUUUGGAUUAAUGACUUUAACUAACAUAAUAGAGUGUCAUAGGUUUCAAAGUUUUUUUUUUUGCUUCUGGCCGCACAUAUUUUUGCUUGUAACAAUCAAACAUGCCCUUCUCUGCAUGGUUCUAUCAGACUAUGUUGUGUGCUCUGUUUUUUGGACAAAGCUCUGUUUUUUGGACAAAGUUUGUUGUAUGUUCUGUUAUCUGUAUUGUGUUUCAAUGUGUAAUGUCAGAAGGAAGCUAUUUAAUGAA